Molecule: messenger RNA, 375 nt
Organism: Penicillium diatomitis
Lineage: Eukaryota; Fungi; Ascomycota; Eurotiomycetes; Eurotiales; Aspergillaceae
Exons: 2
Coding region: 1-375 (124 amino acids)
Source: RefSeq, a predicted model, not a curated record
AUGGCUUUGAAAACUCACUUUGAAAUCUUACAUAUCCGGUUGAAGUCGUUCUUUGACACACUUCACAAGAAAUUAAAGACUUUACUACGACGAGAGCAAGAUUUGAUUAAUGCCCGUCCGGAUUCCUGGUUUCUGCCCUGGGAUACAGACCCCGAAGCUCCGACCUCGACUCGCGUGAACACCCACAGUCAAGCCAGUGUUGACAGCCGUGGUUUACCUGUGUCUUACCUUUCGGCGCCUUGGGACAUUUGUCCGACACCCAACACCGAGGAGAGCGACGAGUAUGAGCCUCCAGCUCCCUACAUGUACUCCUGCAACACAACGCCAUCUCUACCCCCUCUGGCUAGCGUUCACUUAAGUAGUCAGCCAGGUUAA